Messenger RNA from Thrips palmi, 5656 nucleotides. It is a transcript of the gene raptor, whose product is annotated as regulatory-associated protein of mTOR. NCBI's taxonomy places the organism in Eukaryota, Metazoa, Arthropoda, Insecta, Thysanoptera, Thripidae. Gene Ontology annotation, molecular function: protein binding; protein-macromolecule adaptor activity. The transcript is spliced from 25 exons. The coding region runs from base 72 to 3920 and encodes 1282 amino acids. Gene Ontology annotation, biological process: positive regulation of protein serine/threonine kinase activity; cellular response to starvation; cellular response to amino acid stimulus. Gene Ontology annotation, cellular component: cytoplasm; TORC1 complex. The record is from RefSeq and is a predicted model, not a curated record.
CGCCUCCUCCCCCUCUCCUCUAGUGUAGUGGAUUGCAUGGAGGAUGAACAUCAGCUGUUCGAAUCAUAAACAUGGAAGAAGAAACAGAAUUAGCUGCUGCAGAUUGGCAGCUUCCUCUGGCGUUUUCGAAAAGUCGACACACAGAAGCUAUCGAAGGUGUUACUGCAAUAACACAAACAUGGAGAAUGAAAGAAAGGAUGAAGACUGUGAGUGUUGCGCUGGUUUUAUGUCUAAAUGUUGGUGUGGAUCCUCCCGAUAUCGUCAAAACUCAACCUUGUGCCCGCCUGGAAUGCUGGAUAGAUCCCUUAUCUCUGAGCCCUGCAAAGGCUUUAGAAACUAUUGGUGCAAACAUGCAAAAACAGUACGAGCGUUGGCAGCCUCGAGCAAGGUACAAGCAAAGCCUAGAUCCCACAGCAGACGAAGUAAAAAAAUUAUGCACGUCUCUGAGGAGGAAUGCCAAAGAAGAACGUGUUCUGUUUCAUUACAAUGGACAUGGUGUUCCGAAACCCACUGCUAAUGGUGAAAUUUGGGUCUUUAACAGAACAUACACUCAAUACAUUCCUCUGUCUGUGUAUGAUCUGCAGACCUGGAUGGGGGCACCAAGUAUAUAUGUUUAUGAUUGCUCCAAUGCUGGAAUAAUUGUGGAUUCUUUUAAGGGGUUUGCGGAGCAGCAUGAAAGGGAGUAUGAGCUCAGUGGAACAAGAGGAUCUGGCGCUGCACCUUGUUUCAAAAACUGCAUCCAAUUGGCUGCUUGCUCAGCAUCUCAAAUUUUGCCAAUGAAUCCUGACCUUCCUGCAGACAUUUUUACAUCAUGCUUAACAACUCCUAUCAAAAUUGCUCUCAGAUGGUUUGUGUUGCAGAACUCAGCAAGACUCAUACCAAAAAUAACUCUUGAUCUAAUUGAUAAGAUUCCUGGGCAGCUAAAUGAUAGAAGAACAAUGCUUGGUGAAUUAAAUUGGAUAUUUACAGCCAUAACUGACACUAUUGCUUGGAACACCUUGCCAAGAGAUCUUUUCCAGAAACUAUUUAGACAGGAUCUGCUUGUGGCUUCAUUAUUCAGAAAUUUUUUACUUGCGGAACGUAUAUUAAGAUCUUAUGAUUGCACUCCGGUAUCUUCUCCAAGAUUGCCCCACACACAUCAACACCCCAUGUGGCAUGCAUGGGAUUUGGCCUUAGAUUUAUGUUUGGCACAGCUUCCUGGUGUAUUGGAAAACGAGCGACCAUUCCAACAUUCAGUUUUUUUCCAAGAACAGCUCACAGCCUUUCAAGUCUGGCUGCACCUUGGAUCUGAAGUACGGGAUCCACCUGAACAAUUACCAGUUGUGUUACAGGUUUUACUAUCACAAGUUCAUCGUUUAAGAGCCUUGGAACUUCUUGGGAGAUUCCUUGAUCUUGGUCCUUGGGCAGUUAAUCUUGCUCUUUCUGUUGGUAUAUUUCCCUAUGUACUAAAAUUACUCCAGUCCUCUGCUCGUGAACUGCGUCCACUGCUAGUCUUCAUAUGGGCCAAAAUUCUUGCUGUUGAUAGUACAUGUCAAGCUGAUUUGGUUAGAGACAAUGGACACAAAUACUUUUUGUCUGUGUUACAAGACCAGUCAAUGCCGAGUGAGCACCGCACACUUGCUGCAUUUGUUUUGGCAAGUGUUGUAAAUAAUUACCCUCAGGGCCAAGAAGUUGCCCUGCAGGGAAGUUUAGUAUCCAUUUGCCUUGUGCAGUUGACUGACCCUUCUCCACUGCUGCGGCAAUGGCUGGCUAUCUGUCUGGGUCGACUCUGGACAAACUAUGCCCCAGCUCGCUGGUGUGGUGUUCGAGAUAUUGCACAUGAAAAGCUGUACACCCUUUUGUCUGAUCCUGUCCCUGAAGUUCGUGCUGCAGCUGUCUAUGCACUGGGAACAUUUAUCAGUUCUGUUGUUGAGCGAAGUGAACAUGCUAAUACAAUUGACCAUGGUGUAGCAAUGAAGUUACUUAACACAACAAUGUAUGACAUGAGUCAUCUUGUGAGAAAGGAAUUAAUAAUUGCUCUUCAGUCAAUGGUUCUACUUUUUGAGAACUCAUUCAUCUCAGUAGCUCUACAAGAAAGUGGGCGUGCAAAGGAUGGAACCUCUUCUGCACUUAUAUCAGCAACGACAGAUAUGCUGUUGUCACCUGCCACUAGUAUAAGAAGAAUUGCUUCGAGGGAUCGAUUGAAGAUGCUAUCGCCUACCACAGUCCUGCUUGAUGGUGGUGCUGGAGAAGGAGGCACUGACCGCAUCAAGCGUGUUUCCAGUUCCAGUUCUAUAUCCAGCAUGGGCAACUUAGGCAGCAAUUUAUCAUUGACUUUGCUCCAGUACAUGCUAGGUCCUGGCAGUAUGGCUAGUUUGCCCAGUGCGGCAUUUGGAAGCAUCUACCAAAAGCUGUGGGUGGGCCUUGCUGCGAUGGAGCAGGACCCACAUCCUGGGGCCAGCCAGAUGGCAAAGCAGGUCAUGGAGUACAUUCGUGAGCAGGUAAAAGAGACUAUUUCUCAUAGAGAAGUAAGUGACACAAGAAUAUCAUCUUCUGUUUCGCUCCCUCCAUCACCAUCUAGUCGUCCAACAUUUUUAACUGGGGAAUCUCCUCCUACUAGUGGCUCAACCACUGAUCUCCAUCGUAUCGGCUCAAGACCUGCUCACCCUUUUGUCCGGUCUAGGAAGACUGUCCCGAAUACUAUUUCUGAGGAGUCUGAUGAAUGUACAUGGCAAAGAAAACCGUUGAUAAAUACAAAUUUUGUUGAAUGGAGCUGCAAGUAUUUUGCCCAGCCCAUCAUGAGAUUUAUUGAAGAUAAUGAUGCUGAAAGUAACAAAUUUUAUGAACGAGAAUGGAGAUACAUACGAAAUGCUACUUUAAGAACAGAAGCUAGAGAAGAGCAGAAGAAAAUGUCUCAACCACGUAUAGAAAAUCAAGUUUUCAAUGUUCGAUACCCACAUAACCCAACUGUAGUUCUUUUCCAACCUUAUGAACCUAUAGUUGCUAUUACUGGUAAAGAUUCAGUAGGGCUUUGGGAUUAUUACACUAGCACUAGGCUAGCCUAUCUCCCAAACACCAGUAGUAAAAGCUUGAAAGGACCUGUAAGAAUAACAGCUUUGGACCUUGUGAACCCACACGAUGUGUCGCUGCUCCUUGUAGGAGCUGAUGAUGGGUCUCUGCGAUUGUGGAAUCACCAAUCUGCCUUGCAUGGUGUUGCAUCUUCGACUGGAGGACUCAGUUUAGUUGCAGCCUGGCAGGCUCUAGCUGAAGCUCCACCCACUUCAAAAUCUGUCAAUGGAAUUACAGAACAUGGAAGGAAAUCUUCAUCUGGCCUAGUUGUAAGCUGGGAACAACACACUCUUACCAUGGUCGUCUCUGGAGAUGUAAAAGUGGUGAGAUUUUGGGAUGCUAAUCAAGAAUUGCGUGUACGUGACAUACCUACUGAUAGCAACAGCUGCGUCACAAGCCUCUCUUCAGACGGGCAGAUUGUUGUGGCUGGCUGUGGGGAUGGAUCCAUAAGAGUGUUUGACCGCAGACUGAGUCAAAAUGAAGCUCGAGUCCUCACAUGGCGCGAGCAUCCUGGAUGGGUUGUAAAUUGCGCCCUCAGAGACAACACAAUUAUCAGUGGAAGUGUUAUGGGUGAAGUGAAGUUCUUCGAUUUGAGACAAGAUUCAAGUCCUGCAGGCUUUCAAAUUCACCAAGAAAUGACUGCAAUGGCUAUACAUAAACAGGCUAAUGUUUUCUCAUGUGGCUCUCUCAACCAGAUGGCUAUGUAUGAUCUUCAAGGUCACCUCAUAAAUACUAUCAAGUACCAUGAAGGUUUCAUGGGAGCUCGCAUUGGCCCAGUCUCUUGUCUAGCUUUUCACCCUCAGCGCGCUAUGUUGGCUGCUGGAUCCACGGAUGCUUGCGUCUCUAUCUACGCCGUCGAACCCAAAAGAUGACACAUGUCCUUGACAGCUUUCUAGCUGUCAGCAAGCUUACCUUAUCUGUCCCUUUUGUAAAGUACCCUUCUUUAACUUCAUCUCAUUCCUAGUGGACGUUAGAGGCGCUAUAAGGGAAGUCUGGGUGCAGUCUGUGAUGUUUUUUUCUGUUUUUCUUGUGGUAUGUUGAAAGAAGGGAUCACUUAUUGUUAAACGCUUGUAAAGUAGAUCUUAAGUAAACAAAUUUUCUUAUUGUUUAAAUUUGUUUUUUAGAGCAUGGUGCUCUUUCCCUGAUACUUAUAUAUAUGUUGUAUGUGAUGUAUGCUAAGUCCUGUACAAUUGGUCUUUAUUGCUGUACACUAAAUGCAACUAAUAGUGUAGCUAUUAUUCAUACUUAAUAGGGAGUAGCUAGGUAGUAGUGUCUUUGCUGUUAGUGAAAAUGGGACAAGCAAACUAGAUGUUUAAAGUACUAGUAAUUAAUUAGGGAUUACCUCUUCUUGUUUGAUUUUCUACCCUUGUAAUCAUUGAAAAGAUGGGGCCUGCUGUUGUACAGUGUUAAUAUUGACAGUUCCUUACAGAAAAAAAAAUCAUUGACAGCUAGUGCAUUAUUUUUAUGAUGAGGUUAAUAUUUUAUUAAAUAUGCCAUGUAUAUUGUUUUAUACCAUAUUUUUGAUGAAUGUAACACUUAACUUCUCUAUGUGUCAUAUUAAUUGGCUAAAUUAUUGGUUAUAAUUAUUUUUGUAAAGAUGUAAUGAAAGAGUUCCUUUCAUAUUGUUAUGUAACUCAUGCUUGCCAUUAGAAUGCUAAUUAUGAGUGCCACAAUUUACUUUAAUAGUCACUAGAAAGGCAAGCAAUUUGUUGCAUUUGGCUGUGGUUCUUAUGUCUAGUGUUGAAUUUGCAUUUAGGUAGUGCCUUCAAUUUAUUCCGGUGUCACUUGCCUUUUUUGUCUCAAAAUGCACUAUUUAUUUAAAAAGUUAUUUUCAGUUAUGAAAUUUUUUUUACAUGACGUGGCAAGGCCUGCCUAGAUUCUUGGAACUCUAGGCCCACCAUGCCGUAAACAUACUGACCGAUUUUUGUUUUGUGUGACAUAAGCUAUGUCUAUUUUUCUUUUCCCCACCCCUUGUUUGAUCCAUAAUACUCAAAAUGUGCUCUAAGCUAUUCUUAGUUCAAUUUGCUUCUUUUUGAUGGAAUUAGUUCCAAGAAUAAUUCAGUUCCAAUUUCUCUGUCACUCUUAGUUUCAACAUUGUUUCAAUUUUUUUAAAGUUGUAAGAACUACUUUUACUUAACGUAGAUUCUGAAAAUUACCUUUGUUUGCUUUGUAAUACAGGAAACUAGUUUGCAUUGCUGCUUUAUAUCUACAUUUUUGUUGGUGCUGUGGUUUAAAUAGAAUCAGAAAUGAGGCCCUCUUAACAUACCCCACCGUACCUUUUUAUUAUAUGCUGUAGUAAUGCCACAUGUUUCUCAACCAGCUCAGGAACGUUCCGUGCAUUUAUCUUCUUUGUUUUUAUCAGAGUUAGUAUGUAUGUUGAUAAUUUUGUGUUGCUAAUCAUGGAACUGUUAAAUUCAUCAUACAGUUGUUUGUUUGUGUACUGCUAAUAAUGGAUUGAUCCUAGUCAAUUUCAUUUUAAAAUCAUGUUUUGUUUUUCUCAUCAUUGGAGUAUAUUACACUUGUAAGUCAUCAGGUUACAGACGGUUUAGUUUUUAUUCGUGCUCUUCAAAGCAGAAAUUUAUUGAAUAAAGGUUUAUCUUUUACAACA